AUGCAGCAGGAUGUGCUUAAGUACGUGCAUGGGCUGGCCCAGGGCGAACAGCGCGCGCGCAGACAUCUUGAUGCGCCUGCUACGCAAGUGGCCGUGCGGGAGUUGCAGCGAGGUCGAUCCCUGUGCGGCACGGGGGCGAACUCACUGGCGCCCUUCCAGCAAGGCCGACUGUCGCUGCCAGAGUCGGUGGAGAGCCCCCUCCACAUUGGCGAUGUCCGCGGCAGGCGCGGCCGCGACUUCCUGGAGCGGGAGGGCGAGCGCAUGCUUAAGCCCGUUGUCGAGGUCAUGGCCGAUCUCGAGCGCGACGGCACUCGUCGCUACUGCGACCCCGCCUUGGUGACGCACAGGACAGCGCACGUGACUUUUUUUUUGAAGGGCCUGGUGCGCCUCGGGCUGCUCGAUUUCACGCUCGAGCCGCGCGAGGACGUCGGCAUCUUCUGCGCGUGGAAGACAGGCCGUGAACGACAGCGGCUUACUCUUGAUGCGAGGCGAUCCAAUCAGCGGUUCAGGCGGCCACCCAGCGUGGACCUGAUCUCCGCGGAGGGCCUCAGCAGCAUCGAGUUCGAUGUGGGCCGAGGCGAGGAGCCCGACGACGAGCUGGCGACGUCCUUGGCUGAGCGGCUCUCGGUGACGGCAGGCGUCGCCGACGUGACGGAUGCUUUCCACAGGCUGAGGAUGCCGCUCUUCUUUCGGCGCUGCAUCUGCUUCCCCGCGGUGCGCAGCGGCGCGGUCGGCCUGGCUGGCCAGGCCGUGGAGGGCGUCGUGCUGACGGGCAACGAGCAGGUCUGGCCUUGUCCCGUCGCCUCCCCCAUGGGCUUCUCCUGGGGCCUCUUCUCUUGUCAGGCGUCAGGGGAGGAGCUGGCCUGCGCUGUGCCGCCGCUAAGCUCCGACAGCCCCCUGCGGGGCCGCGGGCGGCCGCUGGCGCUGGGAUGCGAGCGCGGGGAGGCUCUUCGCCACUACAUCUACGUGGACAACAUGGGGAUCGUGGGGGCGGAGUCGGAGCGCGCCAGGUCGGCGCUUGACGAAGUGACCGAGGCCUCCGCGGAGAAGGGGCUGUUGGUGCACGGGCAGGCCGCGACGCCAGGCGCGCCCGAAGUGCUGGGCGUCGAGAUCGACGGGCAGCUGCUGCAGAGCCGAGCCUCGGGAAAGCGGCGGCUGCGGGCGCGGCAAGCCAUUGCAGGGCUGCUGCAGCGCGGCCGGUGUUCGGAGAGCGCUCUGGAGGUCGUUCUGGGCCAUGUGACGUUCUUGGCGAUGGCUCGGCGCCCCGUUCUCUCCUUCCUGCACUCUUGCCAUGCUUUCGCGCAGAAAAACUACCUUGUCAGUGCUCGAUUGUGCCCCAGCGUGGUCGAGGAGCUCCAGGUAUUUGCCGGCUUAAUAGUCUUCUUGUGCAGCGACUGGGACGUGGACCCCGAGUUUUUGGAGGUGCCCAGGGUCGGCUGGGCAACAGAGGCCGCGCGGGCUUUGCCGGCAGUGUGGGAGACGUUCGCGGGGCACGGGCAGACGCUCCGCGCCGCCCGAGCCGCCGGGCGGUCGCGCUUGGGCGCUGCAGCGCCCAGCAGCUCGAGCAGCACUGGCACCGCAUCCGAGGGCGCCGCGCCGCCGGCAGGAGGCCGCGAGAGGGUGCUCUGGAGGCGCCGCAAGCGGCGGGCGCUGGCACACGUGGAGGAGGCCUGGGACAUGCCGAGCGCAGGCGCGAGUCUCCUCGAGCAGAAGGCGGCGCAGCACCAGGCCCGCAAGCAGUGCCAGGCCGAACUGGAUCGCUGGCGGGAGCUUGCAAAUCACGGAGACCUCAAGCUCGUGAGCGACGAGAGUGCGGACGGGAUGCUGGCGCGCUACUUCGAGCGGGACUUCUUCCCGGGGGAACAGGCUCAUCGUGGGGCCAAGUUGCUCGCCGCACUGAUGCAUGCGGAGCUGGGCUUUGGCUGGUGCGGCAGCCGCCGUGUGCCAGGGGCUUGGCGCGCCCUGAAGGGGUUGCGGCGGCUGGCGCCAGGGCGGUCACGCCGGCCGGAGCCGCUCUGUCUGUGGGCGGGGAGGGCCAACGAGAUGGCUUCACGAGGCGAGCCCCGGAUGGCGUUGUUCGUCCUGGUCUCAGUGAGCACCUACCUGAGGCCGAGCAGUCUGCUGGCCCUGAGACCAGAGAGCUUCUUGGCGCCGAAGCGGCCGGACGGCCACUGGAGCCUGCUGGCGCACCCCGCGGAGCGCGGGGUGCCCGACCAGAUCGGAGGGCUCGACCACUCGAUGCUGCUGGACAGCAGGUGGCUCCAGUUCAUAUCCCCUCUCCUGAGUACCUUGUCAAAGCAGGCGGAGGGGAAGGAGGCCUGGGGAUUCGCGUAUUACGACUAUCUGAGGGUGUUCACGGAGUGUGCGAAGUCCUUGG
Molecule: messenger RNA, 2377 nt
Organism: Prorocentrum cordatum
Lineage: Eukaryota; Dinophyceae; Prorocentrales; Prorocentraceae
Source: the annotation of a GenBank genome assembly